This is a messenger RNA of Acomys russatus (golden spiny mouse), 703 nucleotides long. RefSeq names its product chromosome 28 C1orf146 homolog (gene C28H1orf146). Lineage: Eukaryota; Metazoa; Chordata; Mammalia; Rodentia; Muridae. Gene Ontology annotation, cellular component: chromosome. The transcript has 5 exons. The coding region runs from base 1 to 555 and encodes 184 amino acids. The record is from RefSeq and is a predicted model, not a curated record. Gene Ontology annotation, biological process: synaptonemal complex assembly; reciprocal meiotic recombination.
AUGGAUGGCGGCAGUGGGAAAGAAAGAAUAAGAUGGACGACCACCAUCAUUAUCAGCUCCUCUCUUAAGAGUUAUGAAAUCGCAACUGCCCUGGAAAAUCGAAGCCACAAGGUUCGGUAUUCAGAUACAUUGGAAAGUGGAUCGAUUGUAUUUUCUCUCUCUGGAGCUGCAUUUUUAUUGAUGGAUGCUAACGAAUGUAUAAUAUCGGCUGAGGAAAUAUUUCUAACCAAAAUUGAGAAGUUUAUUACCAUUCACCAAAAUAGUUUUUUGGUUCUAUUUGCCCCACUCCAUGGGCCUGAAGAAUGGAAUCUCAUGUUCAGGAUUCAGCAGAGAUUCUUGGGCAGUAACUUACGAAUACUUCCCGUACACAACACUGUAAAUGCCAUUGACCUUAUGUGCACUAUAGCUAAGACUUCCUCCAAACCAAACAUAGACAGCAUCUGCUACAGGAUGAUCACAGCUAAGGCUUACGUCAUAGAGCAGAGUCCUGUCUGGAGAACUCUCCAGAAGAUAAAGCUGAGCGCUGACCCAGUCAGCCCAGAUCCACAGCACUGACCUAAGGGCUCUCUAGGAGGAAUAUCCAGAUAAUUAAACUUACUAGAUUACAAUGUCCAAAUGUAUAUUUAAGGGCAUGUAUAUUAUAAAUAAUAUGUAUAAAUUAAACAUGAUUUUAUUUUGGGAGUUGGGCUGAGUGAUUCCUUUA